Molecule: messenger RNA, 2481 nt
Organism: Clonostachys solani
Lineage: Eukaryota; Fungi; Ascomycota; Sordariomycetes; Hypocreales; Bionectriaceae
Source: the annotation of a GenBank genome assembly
AUGGUCUGCGUAUCAUGGAUCCCAGGGACCGAAGCCUUGACUCUUCACGCCCAUAACCACGGCAGACAUGGGGCCAUUAGAGAUGUCUCAACACGGGUGCAGAUUCGUGAUGAACUAGCAGAUGGUGUUGAGCUGAGGGUGCUCCCCAUUGGAGACUCGAUCACCUAUGGCGCCGGCAGUACCAACUACAACGGAUACCGCAAGGCAUUGUACCAGAAGCUCAAGGAUCACGGGAACGCUGUCGACUUUGUUGGAUCCAUGCACGGUGGUGAUUUCGCGGAUACUGACCAUGAAGGGCACCGAGGCGAAGUGAUCAGCACAAUUCAGAGCAUGUCCCAGGACGGUAUAUACGCAGCACCGAAUAUUGUUCUGCUCCAUGCCGGGACCAACGAUAUCAACCGGGCCCUCGAUGUUGGAAACGCGCCGGCUCGUCUCAAGACGCUGAUCGAGGACAUAUACUCGCACUCGGAGAAUGCUGUUGUGCUUGUUGCCACGAUCAUCCCCUCGAAGAACCAGACGGCCCAGGCAGAUCUCGCGGCAUAUAACAAGGCGAUCCCUGGUGUCGUAGCCAGCUUCACGAACAAACACAUUGCCGUUGUUGAUAUGAACUCGGCCCUGACCACGGCUGAUUUGACCGACUCUCUACACCCAACGGAUGCGGGAUACGCGAAGAUGACCAAUACUUGGUACGAUGCCAUUAUCGCCGCAAAUUCGAAGGGCUGGAUUGUGAAGCCAGGCACAGCACAGGUUCCUCCGGAUUCGAAUAACCCAGGCAAUUGUCGGGAGACGCCAUCUUGGCUCAAGGUAGGCGAAGUCGCCAGUGGUGCUUCAGUAGCUACCACAGAUGGAGAUUUCAAACCGGUAUGGAAAAAGACAGGCGUCAUCGCGAGCGGAGCCUGUCCUCGCGCUCAGCUUCAUCUCAUGGACCUCGACGGUGACGGUCUGAAGGACUAUGCUUGCGUUGAUCCUAAAACGGGCGCCACCACGGUUCGUCGCAAUAUUCCUGACUCAUCUGGAAAGAGCCAGAACAAAUGGGAGGCGGCAGAAGAAGUUGCGUCCGGUAAAUCAGGACGGGAUGGGUACGGCGUGAUGUUUGCCGACCUCAAUGGAGAUGGGGCAGACGAUUAUAUCUAUGUAGACUCUGACAAUGGAGACGUUUCUGCUUGGAUCAACAGCGGGAAAAACAACGGGUCGUGGCAGUGGAAGUCACUGGGAGUUAUCGCAAGCGGAGUCGGUGCCAAAAACACCACUCUUCAGAUGGUUGAUUUUGAUGGGGACGGGCGUGCUGAUUUCUGCAUCGUUUCAUCCAGCGGAGAAGUGACUGGCUGGCUGAACACUGGUGCCAGCGAUACCCCCAAAUACCAUAAACUCGGUGUUGUCGCCACGGGGGCUUCGGCCGCCAAGGGAAACAAGGUGUUCCUCGGUGACUUUACCGGAAACGGAAGAGCAGAUUAUAUAAUUGUGGCAAGUGGUGGCCAGACAAAGGGACUGGUGAACCGGCUCCAAGAGAAUAGCAUGAUCCCAGCCUGGCUGUCUGUUUUCGAUCUGGCUGCUGGUCCUGAUGGCGUGACGCAGGACCAGGUUCGUUUCGCCGACAUGACAGGUGAUGGUAAGGUGGACUACUUGGCUAUCGAUGAGAAGUCCGGGAAAAUCACCUUGUGGGAGAACGCCGGAACAGGGGGCAAGUACCAGGAAGGAGAAGGCGUUGUCCUCUGUGACUUGGACGGAGAUGGUACGAGCGACUACUUCUGGUUGGACCAUGAAGGCAAAGGAUGGGGCUACCUCAACACAGGCAAAGGCAAGAACCAAUGGCAGAAUCUGGGCAAUACUGCCAACGGUGAGAAACGCGACCGGAACCAAAUCCGCAUGGGAGUCCUCACCUCCAGCGGCCGGGCUGAUUAUAUCGUGGUCGAUGACAAGACGGGGCAAGCUAACUGGUGGAAAAACUUGGGUGCAUCGAAUAAUUACGGCUGGUCGUCUCAAGGAGAGGCCGCUGCAGGUCCCAAGAAGACUAUCGAGGAUACCUAUGGGUGGAAAUUCAAAGGCAAGAAUGUUCGAUUUGCUGAUUUAAACUACGACGGGCUGGACGAUUAUGUCUAUGUCAACGAACAAGGCGCUGUUGUCAUGUGGCCCAACCUUGGGAAAACUCCCAUUGCUUGGGGCACGCCUAGAAAAGUGGCGGAAGGAGUGGGUGCCCUGCCACGAGACAUUCAUUUUGCCGAUACAAAUGGGGACGGCAAGUUGGACUACGUCGUAGUAGACAGGGUUAGCGGUGCUGCACGAUCCUGGUUUCAUGGUGGUUUCCGAAGUGACAACUCCAUUUCGUGGAACUCGCCAAUUAGCUUUGCGGAUGGGCCUGGGUCCGUUGGACCUUCGGUCAAGAUUACUGAAAUGACCGGUGAUGAACGUGCGGACUAUGUGUCAGUUGACCCAAACAGCGGAAGACUCAACCUCUGGCAGAAUCGCUGCUGGGCCAAAUAA